AUGGGAUGUCUAUUCUCAUUUUUCUUUCGUCCCUCGGCUAGUUCCGACAUAGUCGAAACACCACGUCAAGUAUUCUCAUGGGAAAAAGAAGAUCGACAAGCAAUAAAAAAAGAAGAUUUUAUUCUUGAUAAACGUAAAAAUGAAACAAUUUAUCGAUUACCAGGUUCUGUUAAUGGACAACAAUUUAUAAUACAAAAUUGUGACAAUUGUACCGUCUAUGUAUUUGAUCAUACAGGUCAAAUACAAAUUGAUGAUUGUACAAAUUGUCGAAUAUUUAUAGGGCCUGUUCAUGGAAGUAUUUUUAUUCGAGAUUCAACAAAUAGUAUAUUAGCAACAGUGUGUCAACAAUUUCGUACACGAGAUUGUCGUGAUUUAUAUAUUUAUUUAUCAUGUACUAGUCAACCAAUUAUUGAGUCAUCACAUAAUAUUAAAUUUGGAUGUUUAACAUUAAAUUAUUAUAAAUUAGAUGAACAAUAUAAGGCAGCUGAUAUUAAUCCAUGGAAUAAUACAUGGGGUAAUAUUCAUGAUUUUACAUCAAUUCCUGGUACAAAUAAUUAUUCAUUACUUGAUCAAAAUGAAAAUUUAUUUAAACAUUUACCAAUUCCAAUAGAUCCAUCAUGUAGUCAUUUGAAUAUAAAUGAUAAUAUGGAAACAAGUGUAACACCUUUUACUUAUGGAGAAUUAUAUCGUCAUCGAAGUGAAGAACGUUGUUUAGUAGUAUUUUUUCAUAAUUUAAAUGCUAAUUCUUGUGCUCGAGAAUUAAUUUUAAUGACAAUACAAUCAGAACUUGUACUUGUUCAAACAAAAUGUUAUUCAAUAAAUGAGAUGAGUGCUGCACGAUUAUUUUCAGGAAAUGCAACAUAUAAUUCUUUAGUUACAAAAGGUCCUGUUAUAGGACUUGAAUUUGCUGGUACAAAUUGUGUACAAAUAUGUCAACAAUUACUUAAUAAUUUAAUCCAAUUAAAAUAUCAAAAUUUACCUCAUUUUAUUAGUCAAUCAGCAAUAGAUGCUCAUGAACAACUUGAUAAAUUUUACAAUUUUGCAAGUAUGCAAAUGUUUGCAUAA
Rotaria sordida is the source of this 1065-nucleotide messenger RNA. NCBI's taxonomy places the organism in Eukaryota, Metazoa, Rotifera, Eurotatoria, Philodinida, Philodinidae. The record is from the annotation of a GenBank genome assembly.